This is a messenger RNA of Marmota flaviventris (yellow-bellied marmot), 1947 nucleotides long. RefSeq names its product mitochondrial translation release factor 1 (gene Mtrf1). Lineage: Eukaryota; Metazoa; Chordata; Mammalia; Rodentia; Sciuridae. The record is from RefSeq and is a predicted model, not a curated record. Gene Ontology annotation, cellular component: mitochondrion. Gene Ontology annotation, biological process: mitochondrial translational termination. Gene Ontology annotation, molecular function: translation release factor activity.
AUAGCAAUUAACAUACAGUAUCUCCUAAAUUUGGAUGAUGAAAGUGCUUACUCAUAAAAAAUCAGGGGUUCCGAAAAGCAAGUUCUUGUAAUUUCACCUAUAAUACAUUGUAAAUCCUGAACUCUUAAUCAGAACAGAGACCAUCUCUCUUCUUGGUUUGCACAUGCCGGUGAAAAUCAAAGCUCCUCCACCUUUGGCUCAAGGUCAGGUGUGGAAGUGGUGGUGGUGGGGGCCUUCUGCAGGACAAACUACAACUCCCAGGAUCCCUUGGUGGUAGCCCCUGGGAGUUAUGGUUCGUUGUCGGCUGUGUCCUUCCGUCCUUCCACCAUUGGAACACACGCUCUGAACUCCCACUCCGGAUAAAUAAAGCGCGUUUUCGUUUCGUGAAGAUUUGUCUCGCUUUGUCAUUUCUCUCAUUCUAGCUCAUUGUUAGGGACGCUCAAAAACUACUCUGCAGAAGAGUCCUGACCGAAGAGGAGCCUGAGGCAAUCGUCAACCGGAAGGAGUAAUUCACAAAGUGAUAGUGUUCCGGGUCUGAACAGCUGAACGAUAGAGGGUCACGGAAGGUUCCGCCUCAGUGCUGAAAUGAAUCGUCACCUGUGUGUUUGGCUUUUUAGACAUUCAUCUCUUAAUGCUUAUCCCCAGCAUCACGUAAACCUGCAUUCUCAUCAGUUUAGACAGAUACAUCUCUCUACAAAGCCAUUUAGACAAAAUGGGAAUCACAUUCUCCAUCGUCUGUUAAGUAAGAAUUGGUCCAGGAGAUAUUGUCAUCAAGAUACCAGGAUGCUCUGGAAGCAUAAAGCACUACAGAAAUAUGUGGAAGACUUAAAUAAGGAGUAUCAAGCACUUGGUCAGUGUUUGCAGGAUAUCUCUUUGAAUGAAAGGAACCAAAAGUCCUUGAACCAAAGGCAUGCUGAGUUGGCACCACUUGCAGCCAUUUGCCAAGAAAUUCAGGAGGCUGAACAAACAAUUAAAGAAUUAGAAUCAAUGUGUGAAAGUCUAAAUAAACAAGAUGAGAAGCAGUUACAAGAACUUGCAUUGGAAGAAAGGCAAAUCAUUGAUCAAAAAAUCAACAUGCUGUACAGUGAGCUUUUUCAGAGUCUAGUGCCAAAAGAGAAAUACGACCAAAAUGAUGUUAUUUUAGAGGUGACAUCUGGAAGAACUACUGGAGGUGAUAUCUGCCAGCAAUUUACCCGAGAAAUAUUUGACAUGUACCAGAAUUAUUCGCACUAUAAACACUGGAAAUUUGAACUUGUGAAUUAUACACCAGCAGAUUAUGGUGGACUGCAUCACGCAGCUGCUCGAAUUUCUGGUGAAAAUGUCUUUAAGCAUUUGAAGUAUGAAGGUGGAAUUCACCGAGUCCAGCGAAUCCCUGAGGUGGGCCUGUCAUCAAGAAUGCAGCGUAUUCACACAGGAACAAUGUCAGUCAUUGUCCUUCCUCAGCCAGAUGAGGUAGAUGUGAAAGUUGACCCCAAGGAUUUGAGAAUAGAUACAUUUCGAGCUAAAGGAGCAGGAGGGCAGCAUGUUAAUACAACAGACAGUGCUGUUAGGCUUGUCCACAUCCCCACAGGGCUAGUAGUAGAAUGCCAACAAGAACGAUCACAGCUGAAAAAUAAAGAAAUAGCUUUGCGUGUGUUGAGAGCUCGGCUCUACCAGCAGAUUAUUGAGAAGGACAGGUGUCAACAACAAAGUACUAGAAAACUGCAGGUGGGAACAAGAGCCCAAUCAGAGAGAAUUCGGACAUAUAAUUUCACACAGGAUAGAGUCACUGACCACAGGAUAGCAUAUGAAGUUCGUGACAUUAAGGGAUUUUUAUGUGGUGAGAAAAGCCUGGAUCAACUAAUUCAGAGACUACUUCAAUCAGCAGAUGAAGAAGCCAUUGUUGAACUUUUGGAUGAAAACCUUAAAUCAGCAAAAUAAAUAUUUGUUUAUUCUUUAUUAGCAUUA